Molecule: messenger RNA, 1497 nt
Organism: Echinostoma caproni
Lineage: Eukaryota; Metazoa; Platyhelminthes; Trematoda; Plagiorchiida; Echinostomatidae
Source: the annotation of a GenBank genome assembly
AUGCCCAGAGGAAGACGAGGACGGCGUUCAACAGGUUACUCCGCACGAUCCAAAAAUACUAGUCAGUCGGCAAGUGAUGAGGAUGCUCCGGCAUCGCAACCAGAUGAUGCAUCAGCGGAUUCUGAAGAUCGUCAGGCAGAUGUGAAACGACGUGCAAACGGACCGGAAGAAGAUGAAACGAUGCAGAUUCAAGAUGAAGAACACGAGGAAGCCGAACCUCAUGGUGAGGAGGCCGAGGAGAAUGAAGAAGAGGAGGAUGUAGAAACGGGACAAUUAACUCCGGUGCAUAGUCGUCGUCUGACCGAAGGCGAAAUUGAUGUGGAUGAUGCGGAAAGUGUGAGCGCAGAGGAGGAGCCCGUCGAGGAGGAGGCCGACGAUUUGCUCAGCCCGGCCGAGAAGGCUGCACGUAUAUGUCGUCUACCGGCAAAAGAUGUGCACAGUGAUGAGUUACUCUUGUUGCCAUUUCUAGAUACGUGCUCGCGCCCUGUACGUGAGGCCUACUUAUGUGUACGCAACUUCGCGUGCAUGUUAUGGUCCGAAGAUCCAUGUGUUCAAGUCACACCUGCACGCUUGGUUAAUUAUCUCACCAGCAAUAUGUCAGCUGAGAAUUUGCGGUUGAUGCUUGACGCCGGAUUAACUGCUCCGCUUCCGUCCGGUACUAGUGCAUCCACGAGUACGAAUGUGUCCACAUCACGCGGUUCCACUUCAUCCGCUUCGUCUGUUUGUGAGGAACCUUCUUCUUCAGGGCCCGCUGGCAACAAUGUUGUCAACAGUCAAAACAGUCGACAAACCGGGACCAAUAACAUCAACGAUGUCAGUAGCAACAACGUUGGUAAACAAACCAAAGAAUCCGGUCGCUCAUCUCAUUCCCGACAUUCGAACGUACUGUCACUGCCGUCCAACUGGUCCCCAUGGAGUACACCCCAAGCAAAAAACAAUCGGGAUAAGCUAUGCUAUUACGCGAUCCUAUUUCUCGAACGAUAUGGUCACAUCAAUUUCGGUUUGUUUCGUGUGUCAUCUCCUCCACUUACACAUAUCUCGUCUCGAACAUCCAGUCAUGGACUAGACACCGCAUCUGAUUCACCUUCGGAACCGCCGUUAACUCCAAGGCGAGCGGCUGCCGAGCGAGCGCUCGCUGCAACCCGACGCAGUACCGGGACUGGAUCCUCGUUGUCGACCACCACCGCCACCUCAACAACAACAAUAACAACAACAACAACAACAACAACAACAACAACAACCGGUACCACCUGUUCAAACCAACCGUUACAUAUUAUUGUGCUAGGUGCUGGCAUGGCCGGUCUAAUGGUUGCCAGGCAGCUAACUUACUUCGGCGUCAAAGUGACGCUACUGGAAUCACGAGAUCGUGUUGGUGGUCGAAUAUGGACCUAUCGUAAAGGAGACGCAUUUGGUGAACUGGGUGCUAUGGUUGUGACUGGAUUAUGUAAGUUUGAUCAAAUCUCAGAUACACAAGCUGAUAUUUCAGUCGUUAGAUAA